CAAAUUUCUUGUUGUAUUUUACAGGAAAGCAACUUAGCGCCAUUAGUUGUUAGUAGAGGUUGAGGUCCACUCAUUUUUUGCACCAUAUCGUAUCGAACUCUAAUUUUACUUUCUCCAAUCUUUUUGGGGAGCUUCAAAUGAACUCUGAGCAUUCAUCUCCAACAAAUUAAUCACAAGCUCUUAACACAUGCCACCACAGUUUGCCAUUAAUUUCAUCAACACUAUAAGCAAAGAAUUGUGAGGAUGUCAUCAAUAGGCAAAGACGUUUUCAUAAGGUCCACUGCAUAUAAGUGGUGCACAAGAGUGUUAUUAGUGAAGGAAAAAUAUGCAGAUCAAAUUUAUUUUCUAAGGGCUCACCCUCAAGCCACCGGUGGUUCGAGUGCUAAGCCAAUUGGGUUCAAGAAAGCAAACCAUGUCCGAGCCAUACUCACUCCACUUUCAGAACCCACCCCAACUACUAAAAAGUUGGGAGGGAAAGGCGCAAACCUUGCUGAGAUGGCGAGCAUCGGUUUAUCUGUGCCACCUGGCUUAACAAUCUCGACUGAAGCUUGUCAAGAAUAUCAGAAAGUGGGCAAGAAAUUGCCGCAAGGAUUGUGGGAUGAAAUCAUGGAAGCUUUGAAAAUAGUGGAGAAUGAUAUUGGAGCUUUUCUUGGUGACCCCACAAAGCCUCUCUUACUUUCUGUUCGAUCUGGUGCUGCUAUUUCUAUGCCUGGUAUGAUGGACACUGUUCUUAACCUGGGGCUAAAUGAUGAGGUUGUUGCUGGUUUAGCUUCCAAAAGUGGAGAAAGAUUUGCAUACGACUCUUAUAGGCGCUUUCUUGACAUGUUCGGAGGCGUUGUUCUCGACAUCCCACAUUCUCUGUUUGAGGAGAAACUGGAAAUGAUGAAAAUAAAAAAAGGCGUAAAGCUCGACACUGAUCUAACAGCUUCUGAUCUAAAAGAGCUCGUUGAGGAAUACAAAGAUGUCUAUCUUGAAGCUAAGGGUGAAAAAUUCCCAUCAGAUCCAACUAAGCAGCUUGAGUUAGCCGUGAAAGCAGUUUUCAACUCGUGGGACAGCCCAAGGGCGAUAAAAUAUCGAGCAAUUAACCAAAUAACUGGUCUUAAAGGGACAGCUGUAAACAUUCAGUGCAUGGUUUUUGGAAAUAUGGGAAAUACUUCUGGAACGGGCGUUCUUUUUACGAGAAACCCGAGCACGGGUGAAAAGAAGUUGUAUGGGGAGUUCUUAAUUAAUGCUCAGGGAGAAGAUGUUGUGGCUGGAAUCCGAACGCCGCAGGAUUUGGACACCAUGAAGAAUUCAAUGCCGGAAGCUUACAAAGAACUCGUUGAAAAUUGCGAGAUAUUAGAGCGUCAUUACAAAGACAUGAUGGAUAUCGAGUUCACGGUGCAAGAGAAGAGGCUGUGGAUGCUGCAGUGUAGAACAGGAAAGCGUACGGGUAAAGGGGCUGUGAAAAUAGCUGUGGAUAUGGUGAAUGAAGGGCUUAUUGACUAUCGCAAGGCCGUGAAUAUGGUGGAGCCUCAGCAUCUUGACCAGCUUCUUCAUCCACAGUUUGAGGAUCCAUCUGCUUAUAAAGAGCAAGUAAUAGCGAAAGGCUUGCCGGCAUCCCCUGGUGCAGCAGUGGGGCAAGUCGUGUUCAGUGCUGAAGAUGCUGAGGCAUGGCAUACACAAGGAAAGAGUGUAAUUCUUGUGAGAACUGAGACAAGUCCGGAGGAUGUUGGGGGCAUGCAUGCAGCUGUCGGGAUUUUAACUGCUAGAGGAGGAAUGACUUCUCAUGCGGCAGUUGUUGCUCGUGGCUGGGGAAAAUGCUGUGUUUCCGGUUGUUCGGAAAUACGCGUGAACGACUCAGAGAAGAUGGUUUUGAUUGGGGACAAAGUGGUAAAUGAAGGAGAUUGGAUUUCUCUAAAUGGCUCGACUGGUGAAGUGAUCUUGGGAAAACAAUCACUUUCUCCUCCGGCUUUGACCGGGGAUUUGGAGGUUUUCAUGUUGUGGGCUGAUGAGAUUAGGCGACUUAAGGUUAUGGCAAAUGCUGAUACACCAGAAGAUGCGCUCACUGCACGGAAUAAUGGAGCUGAAGGGAUCGGUUUGUGUAGAACAGAGCACAUGUUUUUUGCUUCGGAUGAGAGGAUUAAGGCCGUGAGAAAGAUGAUAAUGGCAGUUACACCUGAACAGCGGAAGGAAGCUCUGGACUUGUUAUUGCCUUAUCAACGAGCGGACUUUGAAGGGAUUUUCCGUGCAAUGGAUGGUCUGCCUGUAACAAUCAGACUUUUAGACCCUCCACUUCACGAAUUCCUUCCGGAAGGCGACAUAGAGCACAUUGUUGGGGAACUAACAAUCGAUACUGGCAUGAGUGAAGAUGAAAUUUACUCACGGAUUGAAAAAUUGUCUGAAGUAAACCCCAUGCUCGGAUUUCGAGGAUGCAGGCUCGGGAUAUCGUACCCCGAGCUUUCGGAAAUGCAAGUUCGCGCAAUAUUUCAGGCGGCCAUCUCUUUGAGCAACCAGGGAAUUAAAGUCCACCCAGAGAUUAUGGAAUUGAGUCAUCAGGUGAGUUUGAUUCGUGGGGUUGCAGAAAAAGUGUUCUCUGAGAUGGGCUCUUCUGUGAGCUACAAAGUGGGCACAAUGAUCGAGAUCCCUAGAGCCGCUCUUGUUGCAGACGAGAUUGCCAAAGAAGCCGAAUUCUUCUCGUUUGGAACAAACGACCUCACGCAAAUGACAUUUGGAUACAGCAGAGAUGACGUGGGCAAAUUUCUGCCGAUUUACUUAUCUAAGGGCAUUCUUCAGCACGAUCCAUUUGAGGUUCUUGACCAGAAAGGCGUGGGUCAGCUGAUUAAGAUGGCAACCGAAAGAGGCCGUGCAGCUCGACCAAGCCUAAAGGUUGGAAUAUGUGGGGAGCACGGUGGGGAGCCUUCUUCUGUUGCCUUCUUUGCUGAAGCCGGACUUGACUAUGUCUCGUGUUCUCCAUUCAGGGUGCCCAUUGCAAGGCUAGCUGCAGCUCAAGUUGCAGCAUGAGGACCAAAAAGUAAUUUAAAAAAAGGAGAAAAUUAAAUAAUAAGGAGGCCAAUUCUAUGUUUCUUUCUAAAUGAGCAGUUGUAUGUAAAUAUAUUGAUUAACUUGUCCUCCAUAUUUGAUAUGUCAAAGACGCAUGCAUGUAAUUAAAUUUGUUCAGACAAAUAUCAGAAUUAUUUUUGCUGCUGAGUCGGCAAUUUCCAGCGACUUUGUGAAAUUAAGGGGAUGACAGCAGAAUAUGUGCUGGAUUUACCUCUUAAAUAUCAUACAGAAUUUGAUUCAUGGAUAUUGAAAAAAACCUAGCAUCACAAAAAAGUAUAUAUUAUUUGAGCCUUGUAUUUUUCCACCAAAAAAAGCCUUAAAAGUAGCCCAUUAAAUCAUUACUGAAGACAUUAUGAAUACUGAUGAACCAAAUAAUUUUUAUAUAAGUUCGGUGAAAUUUUUAUUUCAGCUAGCU
Striga asiatica is the source of this 3457-nucleotide messenger RNA. The record is from the annotation of a GenBank genome assembly. NCBI's taxonomy places the organism in Eukaryota, Viridiplantae, Streptophyta, Magnoliopsida, Lamiales, Orobanchaceae.